Messenger RNA from Pimephales promelas (fathead minnow), 574 nucleotides. It is a transcript of the gene psenen, whose product is annotated as presenilin enhancer, gamma-secretase subunit. Gene Ontology annotation, cellular component: gamma-secretase complex. Gene Ontology annotation, biological process: Notch receptor processing. Lineage: Eukaryota; Metazoa; Chordata; Actinopteri; Cypriniformes; Leuciscidae. The record is from RefSeq and is a predicted model, not a curated record.
GUAGCAUCAUGUCAUAGUUUCAUCAGGAAGCGGAACCAUAAAAGUUGUUUCCCCCCUCGCCUUUGUUGUGUUAAACCCUCCGUUUUCUCAUCUGAGCUCGGCUGUUAAGACAACUAUGAAUCUUGAACGGAUUCCCAAUGAAGAGAAGCUUCAGCUUUGCAGAAGAUACUACCUAGGUGGUUUUGCAUUCCUCCCCUUUCUGUGGCUGGUUAAUGUGAUGUGGUUUUUCAAAGAGGCCUUUUUAAAACCUGCGUACACAGAACAACCACAGCUCAAAUCUUAUGUAAAGAAGUCGGCUAUGGGGCUUUUACUGUGGGUGGCCGUGCUGACGACGUGGAUCACCAUUUUCCAGCAUUUCAGAGCACGGUGGGGUGAGGUGGGAGAUUACCUCUCCUUCACCAUUCCACUCGGCACAGCCUGAUCAGAUGACGCUGCUUUAAAAUACCUCUUCUUUUUUUUUUUUAUUCUCCUCCUAUCGACAUGAUGCUCCUUCGCUAAUUUGACCACUGUUGUCUCUGUUGUCCAUUAAUAAAAAUUGUGUUUUGCACCAUUUCAAAUAAAAUCUGAAAAUUUC